AUGAAGCAUAGUGAUUUCAGAAUCGGUCUGCGUUACGAUCGUCGGCUGCCUGUCAAGAUCGUACCAGUGAACUUGUUCACUGAUGACACUAGCGGCAACCGAUCAAAAAAAUGGAACAAGUUCGAUAGCUGGUCUCUAACGCCCGCUGCGCUUCCACUCGCUGAACGCAACAAACGGGAGAACACGCACUUGAUCGCUGUCCACAACAAAUUGACUGCUUUGGAGAUGCUUCCCUUUAUUGUCGAGGACUUG
Messenger RNA from Zychaea mexicana, 252 nucleotides. RefSeq lists its product as uncharacterized. The annotation marks the transcript as partial. Lineage: Eukaryota; Fungi; Mucoromycota; Mucoromycetes; Mucorales; Lichtheimiaceae. The record is from RefSeq and is a predicted model, not a curated record. The transcript has a single exon.